AUGGCUUUGACAAUGGAGGUUUUGAGCUUCAGAAAAAUGAUGAUGAUCAUUGUCAUGAUCAUGAUGAUUGGAAACAUGGCACAAUCUGAGCUUCACCAUGUUGGAGGGAACAAGAUUAGUUGGUCACCCAAAGUUAACUUGUCAGAAUGGUCAAGUCAUGAGAACUUUCACGUGGACGACUGGCUAUACUUUGGAUAUGAUAGGUACAUGUACAAUGUGCUGGAGGUGAACGAGACUAGCUACAAAAACUGCAUGGAGACAAAUUUCAUUAAGAAUGUAACUGGGGGCGCAGGAAGGGACGUGUUUCACCUGCAAGAGGCCAAGACCUAUUACUUCUUAAGUAGAGGAGGUUUCUGUUUGAAGGGAAUGAAAGUUGCCAUAAAUGUUACUGAAAAUAUUGCAGCCACUCAACCACCUGUUCCACCAAAAAAUAAUGCUUCAGAUGCUCGUGGCAUUCAGUCAUUGUGUCAUGGGAGGCUGAACUAG
Gastrolobium bilobum is the source of this 486-nucleotide messenger RNA. RefSeq names its product early nodulin-like protein 20. The transcript has 3 exons. Gene Ontology annotation, molecular function: electron transfer activity. Bases 1 to 486 code for a protein of 161 amino acids. Gene Ontology annotation, cellular component: plasma membrane. The record is from RefSeq and is a predicted model, not a curated record. NCBI's taxonomy places the organism in Eukaryota, Viridiplantae, Streptophyta, Magnoliopsida, Fabales, Fabaceae.